Molecule: messenger RNA, 2180 nt
Organism: Mangifera indica (mango)
Lineage: Eukaryota; Viridiplantae; Streptophyta; Magnoliopsida; Sapindales; Anacardiaceae
Product: RING finger and transmembrane domain-containing protein 2-like
Exons: 9
Coding region: 427-1827 (466 amino acids)
Biological process (GO): positive regulation of ERAD pathway
Molecular function (GO): ubiquitin protein ligase activity
Source: RefSeq, a predicted model, not a curated record
CUCGCCGUCUGACUCUUUGCCUCCCUUUGUCUUCUGGCUGGCGCUCGCUAAGAGAGCGAGAAAGGAAACAAGGGAGGAACAAAAAGGCCAAAAAAGCAACAACCCCUUCUUCAACUGCUCCACUUCCACCAUUCCCAUUUUUUCAAUUUUCAUUUUCUUGAAGAUCCGAAGAUAAAAAUUGAAUCUUUUUCGAUACUGCUUAAGCCAAACGGAGCUCCGAUUCAGCUUCCGACGCAACGCGUUUCCGUCAAAUCACGGCGUUUCUUUGGUUGACUUUUUGGUCGUCUCAUUUUUAUUUAUUUAUUUUUCACUCGAUUUAGAGUUAGGGUUUGGGUGUUCCAUCGAAUGAAAUCUCUCCCUCUUUAAACAAUUAUUCGAAGUUUCUUCACGGAGUUUCGCCUUCGAAGGGUUAGGGCAUCGAGAGAAAUGGAAGCGUCUGGUACCGAUCCUGAUGCAUAUAGAGGUACUUCUGGAAUGAGUGGUAAUUCACGAAGAUAUGGAAUGUUUUCGGCUUCGAAUAUAAUUCAGGCGCCUAUAUCGACUUUGUUAGAGUACUCUGGUCUUUUGAGAACGAGGCCUAAUCAUCAGGAAUCACAGUCAUUGAUUAGUGGGGGUGUUUCAUCUUCACACAUUAAUAAUCAUAAUCGACUUGAAGAUCUUACUUUAAACAGUACUAAUAAUGGAGAGGUUUCGAUUAGGAUAAUUGGCGCUGGGGAGCAUGAACAUGAGAGGGAAGGGUCGGCAGGAUUGGUGGUUGGGCAGCCGAGGGAUGUGAGUGGUCAGAGUGAAACACCAUCUGUAUCCUUGGAAUCUGAGAAUCAGGGAGAAGGUAGAAGUGGUCGUGGGGUGGUGAAUGGGGAAGGCGCUUCACAGUCUUCUAAUGGAAACGGUGAUGCAGAAACUGGGGAUGGAGCUGGGGUUAAUGGUAGGGACUCAUCUUAUCAGAGAUACGAUAUACAGCAGGCUGCUAGGUGGAUUGAACAAGUCCUUCCAUUCUCUUUGCUUCUCUUGGUCGUCUUUAUUCGCCAGCAUUUGCAAGGUUUCUUUGUUACAAUUUGGAUUGCUGCUGUGAUGUUUAAGUCAAAUGACAUUCUACGGAAACAAACAGCUUUGAAGGGAGAGAGAAAGGUCUCUGUUCUGAUUGGCAUCUCGAUUGCGUUCAUACUUCAUGUGCUUGGUGUUUACUGGUGGUUUAGGAAUGAUGAUCUUUUGUACCCUUUGAUCAUGCUUCCUCCCAAAUCCAUGCCACCUUUCUGGCAUGCUAUUUUCAUCAUCAUGGUGAAUGAUACUUUGGUCCGGCAAGCAGCAAUGGUUUCCAAAUGCUUUCUGUUAAUGUAUUACAAGAACAGCAGAGGCCGAAACUAUCGAAAGCAGGGUCAAUUGUUAACUUUGGUUGAAUAUCUGAUCCUGUUAUAUCGUGCCUUGUUGCCAACGCCAGUAUGGUAUCGUUUCUUCUUGAACAAAGAAUAUGGUAGCCUCUUCUCAUCCUUGAUGACAGGGCUGUACCUAACUUUCAAGCUCACCUCUGUAGUUGAGAAGGUGCAGUCCUUCUUCACUGCACUGAAGGCAUUGUCACGUAAAGAGGUACAUUAUGGGGCUUAUGCAACAUCAGAGCAGGUAAAUGCAGCUGGGGAUCUGUGCGCCAUAUGCCAGGAAAAGAUGCAUGCUCCUAUUCUACUUCGUUGUAAACACAUAUUUUGUGAAGAUUGUGUCUCAGAAUGGUUUGAAAGGGAAAGGACUUGCCCGUUAUGCAGGGCUUUGGUGAAGCCCGCCGAACUCAGAUCAUUUGGUGAUGGAUCAACUAGUUUGUUUUUCCAGAUAUUCUAAUGUGAUUAGUGUAAAAAUGGGCAAGUUUUGCAGCCAUGAAGCUCAGAAAUAUUCAUUCAAAGAAGCCUUAUGGCUAGAUUUGUCACCUACACCCCUUAAUUUGGCUGUACUCCACUCUGCCAUGUUUAUCGGCGCCAAGAGAAUCAAAGCAUUUAGUGAUGCGUAUACGCGUACUGGUUUUCUGUUAGUAUAUGUUGUGUUGAAGAAUGUUGAAGAUGGGAGGUAUGUUGAAUGUAUCUAAUCGGGCCAUUAAGUUAACAGGAUUUUUCCUUCCUCAAGAUAACAAUAUAAAAUGCCAAAUGUUCAGUUGGUAUAAAUGAAAGCUUUACCCCAGCCCCUUUUUGAGUGUUCAA